Messenger RNA from Anopheles arabiensis, 1963 nucleotides. RefSeq lists its product as uncharacterized. The record is from RefSeq and is a predicted model, not a curated record. Lineage: Eukaryota; Metazoa; Arthropoda; Insecta; Diptera; Culicidae. The transcript has 2 exons. Bases 1165 to 1635 code for a protein of 156 amino acids.
UAAACAACUCUAGCGCAGGCCCUCUUUCGACCCUCCGCAUCCAUCAUCAAGCUCUCUCGAGUGAACACACUACUAAACACAGUGUUUCUCUCUGCCGUUGCUUCGAGUGUGGUUGAAUACACCACCGUCGUUGCUAGUAGCGCGCUUUACUAUGCAUGUUCGCACAGGCCAUGAGAGAUGGUUGGUACUUGAGAUUGGCUUCAGGGAUUUUGAGAUUGAGGUCAUACGAUUUUAGACACCGUACUGAUGUCAUCGAAACUCGGAACGAAUAAUGCUGCUGCUGAUGAUGAUGAUGAUGACGAUGACGGUGUCUUUCUAUGCGUACUAAGAGUGAGUAAGCGAAUCCAGUGUGAGUUGGAAGCGAUUCGAAAAUGUUACUGAUGUUGCCAUCAUUCUCCGGACAUUCCGUACAGCAAAUGGAAGUCUGUCUUUAUACCCAUUCCUAUGCGAAUCUUCCACCACGCAUCGACAAACGGGCAUCGUACGGAAACGUCUACUUCCUUUCCAGCGCAAAAGAUCCAAUGCGUGGAUAUCGUCGACUGCAAGUUGUCAUGGCAUUUUGCAGAUCCUACACCACCACCUCGUUGACCUCCUUCGGCAUUCCGUUUGCCGGAAUAUCGGAAAGCACAUCAUCGCGCGCAUCGUGGGCAAUGCAACCCACAGUAGACGGCCACACUACGACGACGACGGCGACGACGACGACGAUGGGCGGUAAAACAGUUUCUCCCCAUAUUUCCGUCCGCCCGUAAACGGGAAAGGGAGAAAAACACGUUCGCAACUUUGGUUCGCCGUGGUUGGCUUCGAAUUACGUGCCUGCAAACGUGUUCAGCAGCACCGGCAGCAGUAGCAUAGGAGGCAUAAGCGCACCGAACAUUGUACCGAGCGUACCUUCUGCAUAUACCCACUCAGCCCAUGUUCGAGCAUCGAGCGAGAGAUCGAGCGGCGAGUCUGCCUCUAGCACACUUAGCGAGCGGUUCCCAACCAAGGCAGGCAACAGCGGGGUUCGCCCAUCUGCCACGGGGGCCUGAGUGCUGCUUUGUACGCAAGCUGACGAAGCCGUGGAGUGAGAAACGUUGAGAAGCGUACAACGAAACCACACAGUUCGAAGCAUUUGGGGAAGUUGUGAAUCGCUUGCUAGUAGCGCCUCUUGGCGGCCGUCGUUGCAUGGUAUCGGCCGAAACGGUCACGACGGAUUUUUCGAGAGCACAUGAUGCGAUGAGUACAACGAGAGGAACCGGUCCUACGUGCAGCUGGGAGCGAAAGCGAGAGAACAACCUCACCGCAGCGCGACAGCACUGGUACCGCAAUCCCCCCGCUCUCGGAUCCUUCGUCAACAGAACAAUCCCAAGCACACAGGUAUCUUUUCUCUCGUCGCUCGUAGCAGCACCAGCACACCAGCUGCCAUGCUAUCGUUUGCGUGCGUACUCUCGCCGUCUAUCAAGAUUGGAUUGGAUGAUGGACUCUGUAGCAGCAGCAGCAGCAGUAACCACCAUCAUCAUAUCCGUUGGAUUCGUGCGAUUCUACCUGCAGCUGUGUCUGAUACGUUGCUACGCUUUGCGGGAGAAUUUCUGCAGUCACAAGGACGGCAACAACGGCCGACGGUUAACGGCAUCUGCUAUGGCUAUGUGUGCAUAGCAAGGCAGACGAAUGAGAGCCAAGUUUUCGAACUCCCGUGCAUUGGACGGCAAUAGCUGUCGGGCGUCUAAGCUUCAUUGGAUUUCUAAUUUUUUAAAGUCUCCUACAUUUUCCGGUUAUUAUGACAUUCGGAGUUAAGCUUGUGGAGAGCCAGGAGUAUUUUAUAGCCAGCUUCUGAAGUUCCUUAAGUUUAGUUUAUGGUAACAACAUUCUUAUUUAGAGAAUUACAAACUCAUUAUAACUAAUUAACUAUUAAAACUAAGAUAACUAAUUAACUAUUCUAUCUGCAUAUAUUAUACAUGUGUAUAUGAUUGUAAUGUUAUAAUAA